AUGGCCAGAAAACGCAAUGGCGGUUCGCACCAAAAUACUGACGGCACCCACAACAUUCACCCCAAGACUGCGACCAGUGCCCAUAUUCAAAACAAGGCGAGAGAAGGACUUCAAGCCCAAAACCAAGGAAUGCAGAAAGAACGUGGCCGCAAUUGUGCACGUCUACACGGUGGCAGACGUGGACAUGGCGACCGGCGGGGCAUGUCGCCAGGGCGAGACAUUCAGCGCGAACAACAAUCCAAGCACCGAGACAACAGGCGCACGCGCACCCCACCCCCAGCCGGAGAGAUCCGCGAUAGAUCAAUCGACGUUCAAAAACACCGCGGAAGUGCAGCUACAGACUCUAUUGGGCAGGUUUCCCGGAAGCGCAAACAAGAGGCAACUGAAGAUGAUGGGCUGCAUGCAAAGAAGAAAGCGCAUAGCGGACCUGGAGAAACGCAACCGACUAUAGUCGCGUACGGACAAGAACAUGUGCACGCACCAGCGGUGGAGAAGAACGUCGAUGCAGACAAGAAGGUCCCUAGUCUACUUGACAUCAAGAAGAUGACCGAGGAAGACAGGAAGAAGCUCCGUGAUACUAAGUUCAAACAGCAACCUGUUGUUCCUAGCAGAGCUGUUGUAUUGGAGACAGUCUCUCACGAGCCAAAGAGCCCUGGGACGAGAAGCAGUGUCAAAGACAAUUGCAAGAUCACAGCACCCGAUGCGGAGCCAGAGGCAAAGGCGCUUACUCCACGGAUCCCAAGUCAAGACACCAAAGCUAGCUUGCUAAAGCAGUUCUAUGCUAGCACCAAGGACGCGACCACGGUGCCGCCCGAUGCAUCCGUCACCAACGGCGCCGCCUUAACCCCCAAGUCACGGCAACUGAGCGCGGGGAAGGACAUCCACAAGACGGAAGACGCGAAGACCAGUGAAUGCAAGGCAGGUAGUACAAAGUCAAAGCUUAGUCCUACUUUAAGCCAAACAGUCACGCCGCCGGCUAAGCGCAGUAAGCGGAAGCUCGAGGGUUUAGAGAAGCCUGAGGUAGCUUCACACAAAAGGGCUAAAGCGAGCUACGAGGCCAUAAAGAGGCGGAAUACCAAGAUGAAGAAGUCUCUGGAUGAUCACCACUUGCAUGCCAAUCAGGAUCGCUUCCCAGAGGAAGGAGUUACCUUUUUCGACUAUGACGUUUACAGCAUACCCCUCCUAUGCUCUCAUUUGCUUGAACAUCAGUACCCAUUCGAGGUUAUGAAUGAGCCCUCAAACAGGCUGAAACGAUCUUUCACUAAUGAAAACGAGGUUCAUGUCUUUGGUCGUAAGAUGCUUGUUCUGCGGCAGGAAGCGCUUCGCCUAUCCAGGAAGAAGUUUUGGACAUCCGAAGACCUUGGCCGCGAAGAUGGUUUGAAAGUCGAGCCCACUAGAGAUGUUGUCGACUGUGAUCUCUAUCUCUACAACGGGAAGGUCCACGUCGCUACCGAGCGAGGACUUCUUCUAGCAGCAGUGUACCUCAAGCUCAUCGGAGUCCCGGACACGCAGCCAGUACGUUUCCAUGGGAACAAACCCGCUUGGAUGAGCCGAGUUACGCCUAAUCCGGAGCAUAGACGUGUCUUGGAGUCAUGGUAUCCUAGUGCAGCCUUAAAAGAAGGGGGCUGCAUCUCAAUCACGCACAGCUCUACCGUAGUAGUAUACGAGCACGGCGUUUUCGACAUCGACCACAACACUGGUGCGGAGUCCCGAAUGGCCUACGGUGCGCGAGAGGAUGAUGGCGUUGUUGGCUGGUUCGACUAUUCGAAAACAUGUCGUAUAGACUGGCUCGAAGAUCCAGAGAAGACAACUGCGGCCACACACGACCCUACCAUAAUUGACUGGUCGAAAUUCGACUAUGGUCCUCUCGCAGCUCGAUCUGCAGCUCAACAAGCGGCACAGCGUGAAUUGACGGCUGCAACGCAGGGAAUAGCAACAGUUUAUGCAUCCACAGCACCACUCCCGCCGAUUACAUCAGCAUUGGCAUCCCCGGCAAUCGGCGAGGCAACCGGAGCAUCUCCCGCAGAAAAAGCAGCGAUUCCUGGCAGCAAUGGCGAGCAUCACUUGACUGAACUUGGGUUUGCAGCGGAAAGGUCGAAACAGUCUGUGACACAUGCUGAGUCUCCAGGUUCCCGCGUAUCGCAAAAAGAGGGAGAUUCUCCAUCGUCGGCGACCAAGGAUGGACGUGUUUCGCGACAUGACAGUCCCAAUUCCCGAUCUAAACAGACAGCGAAUGAGGGUAGCAGCGAUAGUAUUGGCGACGAUGAAUCUCAAGGAACCAUCGAUGCCACAUUACCUAAACAAGUUACAGACGUCGGAUCUGUCGUGACACAAGAGACGGCAAUGCAUCAGUCCUUGAGUCCUCACCAGGUCUCACCAGGUUGUGACGGACCUGGAGGAUACCAAGUAUCUUCACAUGAGCCUGCAGUACCGGCUAACACAGCAGUGCGACCGUGCAAACCUAUGUCUACAGUAUCUCAACGCUACGAUGUUGAGGUAGAUUGGGACGAUACCGACAUCCACGAGGAUGAUGAAACUCAAAACCAACCACUAAAUGACAACAAAGAGGACGAAGAGCUUUGAGUUGGGACAAAAAUAUCCCAGACUUUACUGGAAUCGCACAGUCUACAGCAGCUCUCUCUACUCGUCUGCGCAGCAUGGAGCCAU
This is a messenger RNA of Alternaria rosae, 2667 nucleotides long. RefSeq lists its product as uncharacterized. The coding region runs from base 1 to 2583 and encodes 860 amino acids. The transcript has a single exon. NCBI's taxonomy places the organism in Eukaryota, Fungi, Ascomycota, Dothideomycetes, Pleosporales, Pleosporaceae. The record is from RefSeq and is a predicted model, not a curated record.